Molecule: messenger RNA, 4316 nt
Organism: Amoebophrya sp. A25
Lineage: Eukaryota; Dinophyceae; Syndiniales; Amoebophryaceae
Source: the annotation of a GenBank genome assembly
AAUUACAGUAAUGAUUAGUUUGUCACCCAGCUAUUGACUCAAAAGAAUUAAGAAUAUGUGACUCAUCCUAACUACAGUAGCUACUUCAUACCCUAUCAGACAGUCAAGAAGCACCUACCUAAAGAAAAAAUGGAGCGUGCACGUGGCAAGACCUCUGACGGACUCAUCUCCGAGAUGCAGGGCAUCCUGGUGGAGACCAAGCACAGCUAUGAUCAAAUGAUAGCAGAAGGCAAUGCUAAAGCGGAAGAACUGGGACGCAUUAGAGGGAAAAUAAAACUCGCAGAGCUGCCUGCUCCUCAGGGCGCGCCCGCUCCUCAGGGCGCUAUCGAUGGUGCGGCUGCGAGUGAAAGAGCAGUUGAUGGAGGAACUGUUCCAGUGCUUGGUGCAGAUGGGAAGGUUGGAGCAGAGGGAGCGGCAGGAGCAGGAAAUAGUGAGGGGAAUGCUUAUGGCGUACGAGAUUGGACAUACGUUAGAAUGUUAGAUGUUCUUUCAUUUUGAGAAGUGCUCGCAACUCGAUAAUUAUAGUCUUCUUGAAAGUACUUCCUCCCCUUCCGCCAAUGUGUUCUAACUUCCAAGCGAGCUGCUGCUGACGCAAAAAGUUUAUCGGCAUAUGCUAGAACGCUCUCAACGUGAGCUAGUUUUUCUCAGAGAUAGACUGCGGCAAAACGAAAGUCAGUUGCAAACGCUGGCUAGAACUGAGGCUUCGAGGUUAGCGGAGACGAGGAAACUGGCUGAGAGCAGGCAACUGGCGACAAGUCUGUUGCAGACACAACAAGCGUUAUGACGGAGAAUGAGUGUUGUGCGUUUUCUCGUCUUUUUUCCCGACCUGCCUCGUUGCAUUAGCGGUGCUGAUCUCAAGCUCAAAAAUCUCAAAAAUUACAUGUUCAUGUGUUUCUUCAAGGUAUCUAUAAUUCCUUCGUCUCUAAAAUAUGACCCUCUCUAAAGCUCGAAUCCGGCAGCAAGAAGGAGCGUUGGGACAACGCGUUAGCCGAUGUGACACAACAGCUCCACCACUUCACGGAAGCAGCUAAGAGGCGUAGUGACUUCGCGAAGUGGCGCAGUGAAGUAGCCAACGAGGCUGCACGCGAAGCAGUGAAUGUGAGCAAGGGUAGACUGAGAAAGAUGUGGGCCGUAGAAAGGCUAGCGGGAAACUGCCUGCAGAAGAUCAUGUUUGAACAGGUGGAAAGGAGUCAGGCAACAGAAGACGGGUUUCAGAGGAUCAGGGAGGUAACGGGUUUGCAGGACGUGAAGGAGAUUUUGAAUAAGUUUUUGACUAUGGCUUGUCCGAUGAUUUCUUCACAAACAGUCUACAGCUUCGAGUGCUUACCCAGAUACUGACUUGAGAUGAAUACUUUUAACUCAUUCAUCAAGUUCAUCGUUCAUCGUAAUCGUUCUCAGCGAUUGUUGAUUCUCAAGAAGUAGAAGCACAGCAGCAUCCUCGUCCCCCUUCUAACUCCCGACGCGACCUCGACCACAUCGAGCUGCAGCAAUCCAGUCGUGAAUUCGAGGGAAAACUCAACAAGCAGAAGCAAGAAUUGGAGGCGUUGAAGCAGGGUAGUUCUUGUUCGAGUACUGAGUGUGUAGUCAACGUGAAAGAGACGUAUGUUAAGGCUCAACUACUUUCAUUGGUCGUUGGGGUUGGUCACUGAGAUCGAAGAGGCGACCUCCCCUUGAGAGGGAAAUACAGGGGAGAAGGGAAAAGGGAAAAGGGGAGAGCUUUGAAGGUGGUCCCUUCCGUUCAGCAUCAGCGACCACUGACUGCUGAUCUUUAACUAUGAUGAAGUCGAAGCUAGAGAAGCGGACUUGGCUAGGAUUGCGGAGGAUUACGAGUCGGCACAGCAAUUCGCGCAGAGUGCGUCCUUAGCUUUAGAUAGUCUGCGGAAGUGGGCAGCGCGAAUGGAGAAAAGUUUUGCGUUUUUCGAUCCGUAUUUUGCGUCGAGCAAUAUCGGGGCGAUCUCGGUGUUUCAUGAUGGGGGUGUUAUGAAGAUGACGGAAAAGUGUGGUUCUAGAAGAAAAGUCUAUAAGUCUUUGCGUAACUCCUUCGAAGAUUGAGGAUGGUUGCAUAAAAAGACACACCUGAACUACAAGAUCCCUUAGACACCUCACAUCGUGAUCCCUUUUACUUCUGAGGAUCUUCUCUAAGGACCCACACCUGAACAAGAUCCCUUUUACUUCUGAGGAUCUUCUCUAAAAAGGACCCAACGAGGACUACCAAAUCCUCGUCCGACUCCGCCGAUUCUAGCUCCAGAGAAGACGCACGGCGAUUGAAGUUGGAGCAGUUUUUCUCGAGACUGCAAACCCACACAGUUCCUCAGUUCAUCGCGGAGGUGAGGAAUCAAUUUGUGACCAACCGUGGUAGGACGAACAACACGCGUCAUUACCAUGAACAAGCGAGGUUGUUGAACGAUCCGACCUUUUUGAAGAACAACUGUCGGUUGUUCUCGGGAGGGGGUGGUACAACUCAUGUUGGUCUCUAUCUUUUCUUUGCUGGGUAGCUCCGGGUGGAGGUCAUCUACUGUGUUAUUUCCUUGUACAACCACCGUCAUUCCUUGCUUUUCUCACAAGGCAACAAAAAAUCUCUAGAGCGAUCACCAUGUAAUACUUUCUAGGUACCAACAACACCGCCAACGCUACAGCGCACCAUACUUCCACCGCCGGCGCCGGUGGUAGUGAUGAUGUGGAGACGCGGGUGGCUAUGAAAGCAGUAGCAUUAAAGACAAUAGACGAUGCUAGUCGACGAGCACAGCCUGUAACGAUUCAGAGUGCAUUGGCUACACGGAAUAAGGCUGCGGCGCCUUUGAGAGGGAACUAGGUAGGAUUGUUCAAAGAGAAAAAUGUUGUGAAGAUUGAAGAUGAGAUACUUUUAGCAUUGAUAUUGAAUAGAUGAAGCGUGGUAAUACAACUGAAGUUCAACUGGGCUAUUUCUUGAUGACAAUUUUCACCAAUGCAUAGCUAGUGAGGAGUUUUGGACAAAUGCAGGCCCCUCGUUUUUUGAAGAGUAAUAAGUGAAAAUGCAAAUAUUACUAGUAGUGAUAGUUUAUAUCUAACAAGUGCCCCCCUCCUGUUACAGUAGCUUAGGCAAUAGAAGCAAAAUUAUACACACGAGUAGCGAAGCUUAGUUUAAAGCUUCUUUAUCAAAUUGGUAGAACAUCCCCCACACGCAUAGCAGGCAAGAGCACUUGUGCUGCCAAAGCUUGCAUACUCUAGAUGAGGAGCAGUUUUGAGAGUAAGUUGUGCGUACAUUAGCUACAUUGAAGAUCCGACAGACAACCCCAAUAAAAUCAUUCGCGAACGUUUCAAACACAUACUAAGCACCUCUCUCGAUUACAGCAGGCAAGGGAGCUUGUACUGCAAAAGCUUGCAUACUCUAGGCGAGGAGCAGCUUUGUAAAUAAGAUAAAGAGUAGCAAUAUACUCUAAAUAGAUAAUUUAACCGCGGAACUACAAAUAACAUCGUCCUCGUUUUCCACAAAGUAGGAGAGUAACCUACCUUGCUAUAGCCCCCUCUUUUGGAUUAUCUUUCUUAGGUAGGUUGUGUUACUAUUUCGAAAUUAUAAACCCGUAUGCUUCCUUUUGGGACUUUAGCACUUCCUACGCAUUGAUUCUAGUCUUCGGUCACGGUUGUAUGUAUGGCAGCGUGAGCAUCGGUUACAUGAACAUUGUCAUCGGUGCUUUUCGUGAAACCUAAUACGUCGAGGUGGUAUCUGUCGUGGUUGGAUCGUCGGAGGUGGUCGUAGACAAUUCGGCGUGAGAGAAGAAGAAAAUUGUCGUCGAUGGAGAGUCCUCUGCUUUGCUUUUGCCGUUUAAAUCCUGACUUAUAUUUAAAUUUUUAGUGUGGGACGGAUGCGACUGGCUCUAGGCCAGGGCAUGGUGAACCGGUACCCUUGGACGUGCCCUGGAUGGUGGACUAGAGUCAGUGCGAGCACCUACCCCCCUGCUGUCCCCACCUUGGGCAAGGGGGUGGGACGCCAAGGGCUGUAGCAUCUCCUCAAACUUAGCUAUUCCAAUAAUUUAUCUAAAAUUAAUAACUAGUCCUUUCUGCUCAAACUCGGCUUUCUUUCCUUGAGUGUGUAGAGAGCUGAGAGUUCUAUGAGCGAAUCACGCACGUGCCACGCUCGACCCGCUGUGGUUCACGAACAUGUAGAUCAGGGACAUCGACGGACAACUAUUUCAAUUUCAUCUAACAAGUGCCUGCACUAGUUUCAGCGUUUUUGUUGAAAGCUUCUUCAUAUCAAAGCAUGAAGAUUGCUUGACACGCUGUUGGAUUCAUUUGUUUCGUCAGAUGUUUCAGAAUCAAAAAAUGAUGCUCUCAAACGU